Molecule: messenger RNA, 1313 nt
Organism: Morone saxatilis (striped sea-bass)
Lineage: Eukaryota; Metazoa; Chordata; Actinopteri; Moronidae
Gene: optc
Product: opticin
Exons: 7
Coding region: 164-1144 (326 amino acids)
Molecular function (GO): protein binding
Source: RefSeq, a predicted model, not a curated record
UCUGAGGCCAAGUGAACAACAAAAGGUCUGCAGGGACUCUGGGACCAGUCUGAGAGCACCCAGGGGAUGAAGAAGCAACAGAAUUAGCAGAAGUGAAGGUUCUGUGAAAUCUUCAGGAGUGUACAGUGGAAACGAAGCACAGGUCUCCAUUUUUUAGCUGAGGAUGUCUCUGCAGUCUCAGAUGUUGGCUCUUGUCUUGGUCUUUGUCUUCAUGGGCUCUUGCCCUUACAUGGCAGCCCCUCCAGGUGAGCCAGAUGAUGAAGCUUUUGACCUUGAGAACUACGACCUGAACAAUGAGAUGGACUGGGAGAAACUGGACCUGUUUGGAAACAUUUAUGAGUAUGAUGACUUGGACCAAGAGUUUGAAGUGGGUACUGUGGCACCAGAAACCCCGCCACCAGCCAACGAGCACACUGCUGAACACUACGAAGCGGAGGGGACCCUGCCCACCCCACCUCUUGCUCCUGUCACCCUGGACUUUAAGGGACCAGAUAUCUUUGGCCCGGAGACUGGCCUGGGUAUGCCUAUUUGUCUACUGUGUGUCUGCAUUGGUGGGAGUGUGUACUGUGAUGACAUAGGCCUGGAUCAGAUCCCAGUCCUGCCAAAAGACACCACUCAUUUUUAUGGCCGCUUCAAUAAGAUUCGGCAUGUCAAGAACACAGACUUCAUCAACCUGAAUAAGCUCCAGUCCAUUGAUCUAACAGGGAAUCAGAUUUCUGGAAUGGAUGAGGAUGUGUUUCGUUCUCUGCUGCAGCUCCAGGAGUUACUGUUGGCGGAUAACAACCUGCAGGUCAUGCCUGAGCUGCCAAUCACCAUGAAACACAUCGAUCUACGCAACAACAGGCUGAUCAGUCAUGGGGUACAUUCUGAGGGAUUCAAGGAUAUGAGCCAGCUGGAAUUCCUCUAUAUGUCUAACAAUAACCUGGAUUACAUUCCUACACCGCUGCCACUGAGCUUGAGAGUGUUACACCUGCAGAAUAACAACAUCCAGUCUCUGCAUGAAGACACCUUCUGUAACCUCCAUGAUCGCAACUUCAUCCGCAGCAACCUGGAAGAUAUCCGUCUGGAUGGCAACCCCCUGAACAUCAAUCUGUUUGCCAAGGCCUAUGUCUGCCUCCCACGCCUGCCUGUAGGGAGUCAGUAACAGCUGCCAAAUUAGGCAAAAAAGAAAUCUGUUUUGUGUAAAUAUUGGUUAUAUGGGUAGAAUUAUAUGGGGGUUGAGGGCUGUUUGAAAUACCUAAUCAUUUGUCUAAAUAUUCACAGUAAAUUUUUAUGCCAUAAAUCUGUGGAAUCGGAAGGAAGGAACAGCCUUU